This is a messenger RNA of Cuscuta campestris, 1793 nucleotides long. The record is from the annotation of a GenBank genome assembly. Lineage: Eukaryota; Viridiplantae; Streptophyta; Magnoliopsida; Solanales; Convolvulaceae.
GCUCUUAACCAUUCAGACUCUGUAUAAUACUUAACCAUUCAGAGGCAAAUCUCUUAACCAUUCAGACAUCUGAACCAUUAAGAGGCUGAAACAAACAGUCUGAACCAUUAAGUGCUGAAUCAUUCAGACAUCUGAACCAUUAAGAGGCUGAAACAAACAGCCCCUUAGUUUUGGAGUAAAAAGUAAACAGCACGAUGUCGUUUUGAGGUUUUGUUUAUUUAUAUACUCCCGUAUUUUUUAAAAAAUUAAAGCUAAAUCUAAUCCAUCGCCCUUAGCUUUGCCAUUCGCUGAGAACAGACCCAGUCCCCCACUACGGUGGCGACUCCGCCCGUCUAGCCGCCGACGCAGCCCCGCCGGAAGCAUUCACUCCGCCAGAGUCCCCGCCGCCCACCACUCCGAAGCUUGCAACUCAAGUGGAAAAGAUGAAGGAAGAUGAAGUGAAUAGAUGCCAGAUUCAAGAGUGGUACCCUAAGUUCAAAUCCAUCUCCAUAAAAACUGAAAUCCAUCAUCUUCCAGAAUCUUUCAUAGAUUACCUUUUAGAUGACAAGGGUCCAUUUCUUCUCCCGCUCUCCAUUGAAGACAAUGAUGCCCUUCCCAAUAGAAUCCAUAACUCCGAAGAUGAAGCCGAAGAAGAGGGCUAUGAAGGGACUGAAGAUGAAUCAGAAACCCCUCCAUCAACCCCUUCGUUUCCUGAACUUGAGAUGAAAGUUAAAGAAUCAAUCCAAUCUCUUGGGGGUUCUGUCUUCCCUAAGCUUAAUUGGAGUUCACCUAAAGACUCUGCUUGGAUUAGUACCACUGGGAACCUCAAGUGUUCAUCUUUCAGUGAGAUUUCACUCUUGUUUAAAUCAUCUGACUCCCUCACGCACGAUCUUUGUCAUGCUUAUGAUUCUUGUAGUGACAAAACUAUCUCUAGGCCUCAUAUCUUUGUUCUUGCCCUUAGGAAAUGGUACCCUUCCUUGCGUCCCGAGAUGGAGUUCCGUUGCUUUGUGAAAAACCAUGCUUUGGUAGGAGUCUCCCAACGGGAGAUCACCACGUUUUAUCCUUCUCUCCUUGAAGACAAGAAUGUUCUGAAAGCAGCAAUACAAACAUUUUUUCUUUCCAAUUUGAAGGGGAAAUUUGAGUCCGAGCGUUACACAUUUGAUGUUUAUGUUGCACGCGAUCGUAUCAGGCUCUUAGAUUUCAACCCCUGGGGUGCUUUCACAUUGCCGCUGCUCUUUACUUGGGGAGAAUUGGAAGAUGAAAUCGGCGGUGAUGAGUUUCAAUUUAGAAUUGUAGAGAACCGACUUGGAGUAAGGCCUGGGUUGAAGACAGCAGUUCCUCAGGACUACACUGAUACGAGUCUGGGAAGUGGCUGGGAUGAGUUCAUGAGGAAGGCUAAUGUGGAGUUUCAGCAACAGAUCAAUGCAGGUGAAGCAGGUGCUUGAUUUUUAAACCAAGGAGCAACUAAGGACAUAUGAGGACUCUGUCCAGUUUCUCUACUUGGGACACAUCUCAAAGGUAGCAUUAUAGGCAUUCUAUAUACUAAGGACAGGACAUAGGGCACUGUCCAGAUUCUCUACUGAUUUUUAUUAGAAAUGUUGGGUUUUCGUAUGAUUUUGAAACCAAUGAAGUCGAUGUGUCUAAGGAGCACAAGAACUUCGGGGCUGUGGUUUUACUGCGAAGCUGUUAGUCUUGGGGGGAAUGUGUUUUACUUUCUUGAUUGAGGACGAACAAAAUGAAAGCGUCCGCCUUAUGGCCUACAUUUAGGGGUCAGUUCUAUUGACACCACGGUGUCACUGCACGGUUUAAUAUUG